AUGUCCAGUCUAAGUGAAUUGAAUUUAAAACAAGUAUUGGAACAAGUAAGUGAUCCUAAAAAUAUUGGCUCUGAUGUUCAAAAAUUGGCAGAACAACAGUUAAAAGAAUGGGAAAUUCAGCCUGGCUACCAUUAUCUAUUGCAAACCAUAUAUCUGGAUCUAUCAAAUUCAUUACAAAUUAGAUGGAUGGCAGUAAUUCAAUUUAAAAAUGGUAUAGAAAAAUUUUGGAGAUCCUCUAGAACUAAUGCUAUUAAGAAGGAUGAAAAAGCUUCCAUUAGAGCACGUUUAUUUGAGUUGAUAGACGAACAAAAUAAUCAGCUAGCUAUACAAAAUUCACAGGCUGCUGCUAAAAUUGCUAGACUUGAUUUUCCUGUUGAUUGGCCAAAUUUAUUUGAACAAUUGGAAUCACUGCUAUCAAAUGAAACUGUAUUAAGAAAUGAUGUAAAGAUAUACAAUAUUUUAUUACAUAUUAAUCAAAUUAUGAAAAUUUUAGGUGCAGCCCGAAUUGGAAGAUGCAGACCAGCUAUGCAGUCAAAAGUUCCAUUGAUCUUUAAUUCAAUAGUUAGGGUUUAUUUACAAAAUUUUAACAAGUGGACCUCCACUUCAAGUGUCGAUGAUACCAUCAUGACAAAAUUGCAAGUUUCAUACAUAUCUUUAAAAGUUCUAAGAAGAAUUGUGGUAGAAGGAUAUGAAAAACCACCAAAGGAUGAAUCAGUAUGCGAAUUUAUGGGAUUAACUAUUAAUCAUUUCGAGUUAUUAAUGCACAAUUAUGAUAAUUUCAGAAAAUUCGAUCUUUACGAAAAAUUUAUAAGAUGUUAUGGAAAAUUAUAUCAUAAUUUAAUUACUGGAUUACCUGCAAAUUUUAUUUUACUUCCAUGUUCUAGUCAAAUUUUGAUCACAUAUACGAAGAUUUUAUUUGAAAGGGCUAGUGAUGUGUAUAAUGAAAAUUCAGAAGUUACAGGUGAUUUUUGGGAACAAACUGUCAUCAGGGGCAUAUUGAUAUUGAAAAGAGUAAUCAAUUUCAUCUAUAAAAAAGGAGCAAUUACUUUAAAGGAACGUGGUGACAAAGCAAACAUAGAAGCUGCUAUCAACAAGUUAAACAUAGAAUUUUUGAACGAACAAUUAAUCAAAAAUUUAGUUGAUACUCUAAUGAAGUGGUACUUAAAGUUGAGACCCUCAGAGUUAGAAAGUUGGUUCAUGGACCCAGAAGAAUGGAUUAAUGAACAAAUGAUUACCAGUUACGAAUAUCAAAUUAGACCAUGUGCUGAAAACUUCUUUCAAGAUUUAAUAAAUACAUUCUCUACAAUUUUGGCUCCAUAUCUUCUAAAUAAGAUUGAAAAUGAAGCUGCACAAUUACCAAAUUCACUUGAUGAUUUUUUAAUGAAGGAUGCUAUUUAUUCUAGUUUCCAACUUGGUGCUGCUUCAAUUAGUGAAAUGGUUGAUUUUGAUAGACUAUUAGUUCAAGUAUUCUUGCCUGAAGCAACCAAUGAGUCAACACCUUCAGAUCAAUUAAAGAUUAUUAGGAGAAGGGUAGCAUUGAUUAUAAAUGAGUGGUCGAUAGUAAAAUGUUCAGAAGAUAGUAAGAAGCUAUGUUACGAACUCUUUGGUUCUAUUCUUGCUAAAGAGUCUGACAAAGUUGUAUUGUUGACUGUAGUUCAAUCAAUAAGAACUAUGGUUGGUGACUGGAAUUUCAACAAGAAAACUUUCCAACCAUAUUUGAAAGAUAUAGUAUCAUAUCUACUAAGAAAGAUACUUCCUUCAGUAUCAUUAACAGAAACUAGAUUAUAUGUUUUGAAUACAAUGAGUGAUAUUAUCAUCCAAACUAAACCAUUAGUUAGUAGAGAAUUAUUAAUUGAGAUAUUACAUGUUGUUCCAGAAUUAUGGGAAGUUUCAACAAACAAUUUAUCCGAAGGUAUCUUGUCUAAUGGGUUAUUAAGAUUAUUAAAACAUUUGGUCUCAUCAUUGGGUGCACAAUCGUAUUUGACUUGGGAUAUCACUAUUCCAAUUUUUGGAACAUCUUGCGAUCCAUCAUCAGCCAAUUACCAAUUAUUAAAUGAAGAUGGUUUCGAGCUUUGGAGUUAUUUAUUACAAAAUUAUUCUGAAAAGGACCAAAAGCUAGACCCAAGAUUUAUUGAAGCAUUACCACUUUUAGCAUAUGGUGUAGAUACUCACACUGAAAUUCUACCUACAUUAUUAGAAAUUGUUAAGAGUUAUGCUUUAAUAAUAAAUGCACAGGAUUUUUUUAAUUCAGAACCUCUUAUGGAAAUUUUUUCUCAUCUUACUAAGAUAUUGUUGAAAUUAAGAGAUGAUUCAUUUUAUUUGAUGCUUGAAAUCUGGGAAAUUUUGAUUCUGAACAGUGAAUCUAGCUAUGAAACUAUAUUGCUUCAAAAAUUCUAUGAUACAUCAAUCUUAAGUACAAUUUUCAAUUCUAUCUUUUUAGAAGAAUCAUUAUCCAACUAUCAAUGUGGUCAAUUAUUACAAAUUAUUGCUAGAAUUGCAUAUAUCAAUCCAAAUGGUUUAAUGGAAUUUAUGACGUUAUAUCAUUCCCAGUUACCACCAAUGCAGCAAAAUAUGAUGUUACCAAUGGAGGAACGCAAACUUAUCUCUAGCGACCUACCAUUUGAUCAAAUGCUAACCAAGUUAAUUAAUAGUUGGGUUCUCUGUUUUAGAGAUUUGUUUGAUCCAAAGAUUAAAAAAGUCCAUAUUCUCGGUUUAUCCAGUCUUCUCCGCACAGGUUCAGUCUCAAUCCUAAAAGAAUUCUCAACAAUCGUGGCCUUGUGGGUUGACAUGUUGGAAGAAAUUAAUGAAACUAAUGGUGGUGACUGUGAAAAGUAUCAUUUAAAUGAUAUUAUUACUGAUCAAUCUUUAGAAUUUUAUCAAUUGACUCCAGAACAGUUUAGACAACACGAAUUACAAAAAAAUAACGACGCUGUCCAUGGUAUUAGUUUAAAAGAAUUCAUUUCGCAAACUUUACAAUUUUUAGAAUCUCAUCUAGGCACUACACGUUAUCAAGAAUUUUUGAAUACUAUUGACAGAAAAUUAAUGGAAAGUCUACAAAUUUUCUUAUCUAUCACACCUACACCAUCAUCUUAA
Messenger RNA from Vanderwaltozyma polyspora DSM 70294, 3093 nucleotides. It is a transcript of the gene KAP120, whose product is annotated as karyopherin KAP120. Gene Ontology annotation, molecular function: small GTPase binding. Gene Ontology annotation, biological process: protein import into nucleus. The record is from RefSeq and is a predicted model, not a curated record. Gene Ontology annotation, cellular component: nuclear envelope; cytosol. The transcript has a single exon. The coding region runs from base 1 to 3093 and encodes 1030 amino acids. NCBI's taxonomy places the organism in Eukaryota, Fungi, Ascomycota, Saccharomycetes, Saccharomycetales, Saccharomycetaceae.